AAUGGACAAAAUAUUUAGGAAUGGCCUCCUUUCCUCACCUUAAGUACCUAGAAACCGCCUAUUUACCAAAUAAUAUUAUAUGUUUGAUAAUUGAAAAUUCCGGCGGACACAUUUUAGAAAUUUACAUACGUUUUCCACUUGAUUCAGAUUCGAAUAACUAUCAAUCCCAAAACAAAAAAUUAAUUUUGGCAAUAUCAAAUCAUUGUCCAAAAUUAAUUAACUUAACAAUGGAAGUUGGACAUAGAAAUUUGUGUAAAAUGAAAGGGAUUUUUUCCAAUUGCAUGCAAUUGGAAAAAUUAUUCCUUACCACAAAUUCCAAUGUAUUACCCAACGGUGAUAAAAUUUUACUAUUAAUGAGCAAAAUGUUGUCCACAACUUUAAAAGAAUUUUCAUUCGGAGAUAAGUUUAAUUUCUCGUUGGAAGGAUUGAGGACAUUUUUUGAAAAUUGGAAAUCUGAAAAUAGGUCACCAUUUAAAUUUAUCCAUCAUUAUGAUGAUGGAAUGGUUUAUUUAUGGACGAGUGAUCAUGAUAUUAUUGUGGUAAAUUAUAAGAAUGAAGGAGUAAUUCGGUGAAAUCGAAC
This is a messenger RNA of Rhizophagus irregularis DAOM 181602=DAOM 197198, 580 nucleotides long. RefSeq lists its product as uncharacterized. NCBI's taxonomy places the organism in Eukaryota, Fungi, Glomeromycota, Glomeromycetes, Glomerales, Glomeraceae. The record is from RefSeq and is a predicted model, not a curated record.